AUGAAGUACUCGAUUCUGGCUGCCUCUUUGGCUGCUAGCGCUUUCGCCAGCCCUUCUCACCACCAUCACCACCACCACCACGCGAAGAAGGCGGCUGCUGCCAAGGUCGAGAAGCGAGACGCGAGCGUUGUCACCACCGUCGUCGUCGGCCCAACCGCCACUCAGUACGUGCUCGAUGGCAAGCUCGUUGACGCUGCCGCAGCCAAGGACGGUCUGGCCAAGGGCGAAUACGUUGUCGUCGGAGAGACCCAGCCAACUUACGUCCCCCCGCCGCCUCCUCCUCCUCCUCCUCCUGCGCCCUCAAGCACCGCUGGCGACAUGAAGGCCCAGUUCAUUGAAGAGGCCGUUUCCUCGUCAGCUCCCGCGUCGACUUCGACCUCUGCUCCCCCGCCACCGCCCACGACCACGGCCCAGCCCACGACCAGCAAGGCGGCUCCUCCCAAGUCCUCGGCCCCUGCCCAGCAGCCCUCUGGUGGUACCGGAUUGACCGCCAACUUUCCCAGCGGAAAAAUUCCUUGCUCUCAGUUCCCAUCCGACUACGGCGCGGUGGCCCUGGAGUACCUGGGCACGGGAGGCUGGUCUGGUAUCCAGUAUGUGCCUGAUUAUACUCUGGCUUCCGAAGUCAUCAACACGAUUAUCACUGCUGUUUCUGGCCAGGGCUGCAAGCCGAAUGCUAUGUGCUCUUAUGCUUGCCCUCCUGGUUAUCAGAAGACUCAAUGGCCCGCCGCUCAGGGCUCUACCUUGGAGUCCAUUGGUGGCCUCUACUGCAAUGCGGAUGGAAUGCUCGAGCUUACGCGCACCUCGCACCCCACGCUUUGCCAGAAGGGCGCUGGUGGCGUGACCGUCAAGAACGAUCUCGAUGACUCUGUUUGCACUUGCCGUACCGACUACCCUGGUAUCGAGAGCAUGGUCAUUCCCGCAUGUGCCACCGCCGGUGAAUCCAUUCCCAUCACCAACCCCAUUGAGUCCGACUACUAUGUCUGGGACAACAAGCAGACUUCUGCCCAGUACUACAUCAACAAGAAGGGUUACUCAGUCGCCGACUCUUGCGUCUGGACCAGCCCUCUCGAUAAGCUGGGUGCUGGUAACUGGGCUCCUGUCAACCUCGGUGUUGGCCAGACUUCCGAUGGCACCACUUGGCUUUCCAUCUUCCAGAACCUGCCCACCAGCACUGCCCUGCUCGACUUCAACAUUGAGAUUACCGGUGAUGUCAGCAGCAAGUGCUCAUACGUCAACGGCGUGUGGACCGGCGGUAGCAAUGGUUGCACGACCUCCAUGCCUAAGGGCGGUAACGCUGUCGUUCGAUACUUUUAA
Trichoderma gamsii is the source of this 1314-nucleotide messenger RNA. RefSeq lists its product as hypothetical. Bases 1 to 1314 code for a protein of 437 amino acids. Gene Ontology annotation, biological process: fungal-type cell wall organization. Gene Ontology annotation, cellular component: cell surface; fungal-type cell wall. Lineage: Eukaryota; Fungi; Ascomycota; Sordariomycetes; Hypocreales; Hypocreaceae. The transcript is spliced from 2 exons. The record is from RefSeq and is a predicted model, not a curated record.